AUUAAGCAAACAACAUCAAAUGGAGUUCCAAGGAAAGAAAGCUGAUGCUAUGGAAGUUGAUGAACCAGUGAGUCCAACUGGUCAGUACUUCAACAGUUCGGUGCUCUCCAUCUGUAUCCUUUGUGCUUUGGAGUCUGACAUCCCCAUAGAUGACUCUCAGACCUACUUUCUGCUUAAAAAUCUUUUCAUCCCAAUCAACCCUCGCUUCUCUUCUAUCAUGGUUAAAGACGAGCAUGGUGUGAAACAAUGGAAGAGGGUGGAUGUGAAAGUGGAAGAUCAUGUUCAUGUCCCUAUCUUUCCAGAUGGGUUAUCACCGGAAUCUUACGACGAGUACUUGCAAGAAUAUUUGUCAAAGAUAGCCAUGGAAAGGCUCCCACAAAGCAGGCCCUUGUGGGAGAUUCACUCAAUCAAGUACCCAACAAGUAAUGCAGCUGGUUCUGUAGUAUUUAAGCUUCAUCAUGCACUGGGUGAUGGCUUCUCACUCAUGGGAGCCUUGUUUUCUUGCUUGAGAAGGGCUGAUAACCCUUCUCUUCCUUUAACUUUUCCUUCAUCAAAGCAGGGUGGUUUGAGUUCUGAUUACAAGAGAAAUAGUAUCUUUAAGAGAGUGACUGGUCUUCUCUCAAUGUUUGUUAAUACUACCUCUGAUUUUGCAUGGAGUAUUCUGAAGAGUAGUUUUGUGGAAGAUGAUCGGACACCAAUUAGGUCUGGACAUGAAGGGGUGGAGUUCCGGCCGGUCAUUAUUUCAACUGUGACUUUCUCUCUUGAUCAAAUCAAACAAAUCAAGGACAAGCUUGGUGGGACUAUUAAUGAUGUGAUUACCGGGAUAAUAUUCUACGGAACAAGGCUAUACAUGCAAAUUUCGGGUUCUCCAGGUUCAAGCAAUGCACAUUCCACAGCACUGGUGUUGCUAAACACCAGAGCAAUCAAUAAUUAUCUAUCAGUUACAGAGAUGAACAAACAAGAUUCCAAGUCACCAUGGGGCAACCAGUUUGGAUUCUUACACGUGUCGAUUCCUAAUUCGGAUGAUUCGGAAUUAGCGAACCCCCUUGAUUUUGUCUAUAAAGGAAGAGAAAUAAUUCAGAAGAAGAAGGGGUCAUUAGCAGUUUUCCUCACUGGCAGAUUACUAGAGAUGAUGAGAAAAUUUAGAGGUCCUGAGACAACAGCUCAAUAUGUCCACAGCACGCUAACGAACUCAAGCAUGACGAUCUCGAAUAUGAUUGGUCCAAUGGAACAAAUGUCAUUGGCUGAUCAUCCUGCUAGAGGUUUGUACUUCAUGGUGGUUGGCAUACCUCAGAGUCUUACUAUAACAAUGGUGAGUUACAUGGGAAAACUAAAGGUUGCAGUGGGAGUGGAGAAAGACUUCAUAAAUGAGAAAUUGUAUAUUUCUUGCUUGGAGAAGGCCUUCACAAGGAUAUUUGAAGCGGCUGUCUCCAGUCCUUGACUACAUGCAUGAAGUUAAAGAGUGGGGACCCUCAACUAAGUGUUCCAACCUUUUAAUGCUUACACACAACAUCCACAAACUU
This is a messenger RNA of Telopea speciosissima, 1523 nucleotides long. RefSeq names its product wax ester synthase/diacylglycerol acyltransferase 4-like. Gene Ontology annotation, cellular component: plasma membrane. Gene Ontology annotation, molecular function: long-chain-alcohol O-fatty-acyltransferase activity; diacylglycerol O-acyltransferase activity. The transcript has 5 exons. The coding region runs from base 20 to 1441 and encodes 473 amino acids. The record is from RefSeq and is a predicted model, not a curated record. NCBI's taxonomy places the organism in Eukaryota, Viridiplantae, Streptophyta, Magnoliopsida, Proteales, Proteaceae. Gene Ontology annotation, biological process: triglyceride biosynthetic process.